Papilio polytes (common Mormon) is the source of this 2670-nucleotide messenger RNA. RefSeq names its product rhoGEF domain-containing protein gxcI-like. The coding region runs from base 261 to 2249 and encodes 662 amino acids. The transcript is spliced from 8 exons. Gene Ontology annotation, biological process: proteolysis. Gene Ontology annotation, molecular function: serine-type endopeptidase activity. NCBI's taxonomy places the organism in Eukaryota, Metazoa, Arthropoda, Insecta, Lepidoptera, Papilionidae. The record is from RefSeq and is a predicted model, not a curated record.
AUUUACAGACGCGUCGAAAGAGCACGCUCGGUCCGCCAUCUUGAUUUUAUUUUUUUCAAUUUGUAGUCAGUGGCAGUCAGCAGUGAUCGCGUACGGCUUUUAUGUUUUUAAUUGUUUUUUUAAUUGUUGAUAAUUGACAGAUUAACUAUAAUUAUAUUUGUUAAUCAAGUGUUUAAUUCUAGUUAAUUGUGGAUUAACAUUUUAAUUCAUAGUUUUGAUUUGAGUGUAUUUAAUACAUGGAAGAUAUAUAAAAUGACAAUAUGGCUCGGGGUACAACAAUUGCUGCAGUCUUGUACAUCGUACUAAGCACAGGAGCCCAUGCACAAUUAUACGAUUUCUUACAAGCACUACAACCGAUAGUAAAAUCGCAUCCAGCGUUCGGUGAAUUCCCCGCAUACGAUAGUAUAUUCACUACGAAAAAACCUAAAACAUUCAACAGACAUCCGACAAAUCAGAGAACAGAAGAGAAGAAAGAUAGAAGAAAGCCAGCAGCGAUCUCAACGUUGGAGAGUUAUUUAAGAGAAGACGCUAGAAAGAAGGAGAAAAUCGGACAAGAAGUACAAGUAACCACUUCAAGACCUACAAAUAAAAACUCUAAUAGACAUGACAAUCAAAAUAAUAAAUCAACAAAUACUAGAACAUCUUCAAGAAAUACAGCAAGAGAAAUACACAGUAGCUCGAAAGAGAAUUCUAAAAAUUACGAUACCCUAUUAGUACUAGAUGAUAUAAGCAAUGAAAAAAGAAAACAUAGCGAAGAUAGAAUAUCAUUCGUAACAAAAACAACAAAGAAAAAUGAAAGCACAACAAAACCAAACCAAAGUCAAUCAUCAGAAAAUUACGAAAGACAAACCAACAACCGAGACAGUUACAACAGACAACAAAGCAAUUACAACAAUAAUCACACUUCCAAUGAAAACAUUCAAUUCUCCUACAACGAACCUUCUAAUAAUUACAAUAAUAGACCAUCCAACAACCGACCUGCGUCCAACAACAAUCAAUAUUCGCAAUCAAAUGAAUAUAACUUUCAACCGAAUAACAACAGAGGAUCAGAUAAUAAUCAAUAUAACAACCAAGACAACAACAGACUAACCAACAACAAACAAACUUCAAGUAACCAAAACACUCAAUCAAGCGAAUACAACGCACAACCAAACAACUACAACUCUCAACCAACCAACAACGCACAACAAAACAACUACAACUCUCAACAAACCAACAAACCAUCCAAAAACUACGUGCUCACAACACAGAAUCCAUUCUACAAUAGACCAGGAGUUAGACCAGCAGUUGUUGACGACAAAAGACCACCAAUAACAAACAGACCACCAUCAAGACGGACCACGACAUUAAGACCUGUUCACAUUCUUCCAAAAGACACGAGAAUUCCACCAGAAUUAAUUACAGUACCGGGAGAAGAUACGAUGAGUGAGGCUGAAAGGUUACGACUUAUAGAUGUAUCAGAGAGAAUGUGCAGUAAAUACAAGAAGUUACAAACGAAGCAGCUGCAAGCGAUACCUUUAGUACCUUCUCCGGAACCUCUCGAAAUAAAUGUAACAUCGUGUGCUCCGUCACAAAUACCCCUAAUUGUAGGGGGUAAGGUUGUAUCCAUAAAGGAGUUUCCGCAUAUGGCGCUGAUUGGAUGGGUAAAGUUAAAUUAUGACGGGUACGCGUGGCGCUGCGGAGGCUCUUUGAUCAGCGAUCGCUUCGUGCUAACAGCGGCGCACUGCGCUUACGAAGAAAGAGAUAACAGCAUUGUCAUGGGUCCACCGCGAGCUGUGCAGUUGGGUUCAUCAUAUUUGGACGACCCUAACGCGGUCGUGAUGAAGAUAGGCAUCAGGGAAGGUGGCAGGGACACCUGUCAGGGGGACUCCGGCGGUCCUGCACAAAUCCAAGAUGGCUGCGUAUGGCGCGUCGUCGCCGUCACUUCAGUCGGCCGCUCGUGCGGAGCACCAAACACGCCAGCGCUUUACGCCAUCGCGCACAGAGCUUUUAUAUCUUCUGUGGUUUUCAGCGAACUUUCCAUAAGCUCGGAAGUCGAACAAAUCGAUCUAAACGAACAGAGAUAUCAUCCAUCCAGAUCCACGGAGACCUUCAAUUAUCGGACAAACAAUUGGAAAUCGCAACGUGAUCAUGAUAACGCGAGAAGUACCGGAAAUCAUAAUUAUUACAAUAAACAAAGCAAUGAUUAUAGUAAUAAUUAUGAAGCAUACAAUCAGCCUUAUUACAAUGAUGCUCCUACUUGGUUCUAAAUACGUUCAAAAAAAACACUGAUCAUAAGAUUACAUAAAUUAUAACACGGCUAAACUCACGUGAUAACAUUCGUAGGCACCGACAGUUUCGAACCCGUUGGGGUCCUUCAGGGUGAGUGAUUAAUCGGGUAUACUCGCUAUCGCGUCGCGACGGUCACUAGUCUUGGGUAGUACACGUACGAUGUACUAAAAAGUAACGUUACUCGGCACUGUACUAAAAGUAACGUUACCGAACGGCUUCUGAUAAUCGGACAUUUAGUACUUUUAGUACACUACACGAUAUCGGUGUUCGCCUUUUUGUCAGAUUGAAGCAUCCACCUUCGAUAACGAGAAUCAAAAGUGGAUAAAAUUAUUCAUAACUAAAUUUAUUUUCGCUAAUAACAUGUUUGACCCUGCUUAAAAUUGGAUAUGAAGUAAUAUA